AAAAAAUAAAAAAAAUAAAAAAACGACACACACACACACACAAAAAUCCACUUGCAGAGAGUCGACCGUGCAAAUCUCGUAAUCUCGUACAAUCAGAGAUGGAGAUGACACCCCAAGAACUCCUCCAAUACAACGGCAGCGACCCUUCGAAGCCCAUCUACGUGGCGGUGAAGGGACGCAUCUUCGACGUCACCGCCGGCAAGUCCUUCUACGGUCCCGGCGGUCCGUACGCCGUGUUCGCCGGCAAGGACGCGAGCCGUGCUCUGGCCAAGAUGAGCAAGAACGAAGAAGACGUCUCUCCUUCCCUCGAAGGCCUCUCCGACAAGGAGAUCGGCGUCCUCAACGACUGGGAGAAGAAGUUCGAAGCCAAGUACACCGUUGUUGGUCGUCUCGCUUCUUAAGAUUAUUAUUCCCUAGCUUUGAUGACUUUAUGUUUGUUUUCUCUUAUGAUUUCUGUAAUUAUUUUGUGGCAUUUUACUUUUUGGCUUCUGGGUAUCUGUAAUAACGUGGAAAUUUCUAAACUUUGUUGGUGUACCUGAUCUUGGAUGCUGGCUAUGAAUGAAUGGAUGUGGAUUAUAAUAAUAAA
Morus notabilis is the source of this 586-nucleotide messenger RNA. RefSeq names its product probable steroid-binding protein 3. The record is from RefSeq and is a predicted model, not a curated record. The transcript has a single exon. Gene Ontology annotation, cellular component: endomembrane system; membrane. Bases 99 to 401 code for a protein of 100 amino acids. Lineage: Eukaryota; Viridiplantae; Streptophyta; Magnoliopsida; Rosales; Moraceae.